Messenger RNA from Fopius arisanus, 2240 nucleotides. RefSeq names its product E3 ubiquitin-protein ligase RAD18-like. Bases 247 to 2136 code for a protein of 629 amino acids. Gene Ontology annotation, cellular component: Rad6-Rad18 complex; nucleus. The record is from RefSeq and is a predicted model, not a curated record. NCBI's taxonomy places the organism in Eukaryota, Metazoa, Arthropoda, Insecta, Hymenoptera, Braconidae. Gene Ontology annotation, molecular function: single-stranded DNA binding; ubiquitin protein ligase activity. Gene Ontology annotation, biological process: protein monoubiquitination; DNA damage tolerance. The transcript is spliced from 3 exons.
CGCGUAAAAAAGAGUACAGAAAUGACGCGCAUCAGUUGACGAACGGCAGAGGUGUUUUAUUUGUAAAUUAUAUUUUUGUUGACACUUAGUGGAUUAUUUACUUUCAUAAGUUCUUGUUAACAACCAGGAAAUUCAUAAUAUUCACUGAAUUUCGUGUUCCCUAAUAUUUUUAAGCUUCCACGUAUGCAUUUGUGACCUAACCUAAUUGAUUUCGAGCCUAUAUUUUGUCAUUUAAAUGAGUGAAAAAUGGGAAAGUUUUCGGAGAUCAUCUGGCCGUCAGAAUAUUCUGAUCUGAAGAGAAUCGAGGAACUUCUUGUCUGUGGAAUAUGUUACGACUACAUGGAGACGUCGGUAAUGACCCCAUGUUCCCACAAUUACUGUUCCCUCUGCAUCAGAAAGUACCUGCACUACAAGAAUCAGUGCCCAGCAUGUUUUCAAGACACCUUUGAGAAGGAUUUACACACUAAUCGAAUCCUCGACGAGAUAAUCCUCUACUUCUCAAAGAUCCGGGACAGAUUAGUCACCUGCAUUUCAGGGGCAAAACGUGUCCUUCUGGACGAUGCUCAAACGUCCCCGAUAUCACCACCAGUGCGUCCAGCACGAUCCAACCACCAAAAAUCCCCAGAUUUCCGUCCAAAGCCAGAAACACCACCAGACGACUCUCCCAAACUCCCCCAGCCCCCAUUCAAAUCCCUGUGCAGUCCCAGUACAAGUGGCACCUCAAAGGUCGCCUCCUUCUUCACCUCAAAGUCCCCAAAGUUUGAAACUACCAGAACCCUCGUCCCUUGUCCUGUUUGCAGAGUGAAAAUAUCAGAGCUCCACAUAAAUCGGCACCUGGACGACUGCUUGAAGCGCCAGACCGAACCAAAUCGUCCCCCAAGAGUCGAGACUAAACGAAAACCUCUUCCCAAACUUGUGUUCUGCCUGAUGAAGGACACCGAGCUUAAGAAAAAAUUGAAACUCCUGAAUCUCUCCAUCCGAGGCGACAGAAAGACCCUGGAGAACAGAUAUCACCGCUACUGCACCCUCUACAACGCAGAAUGCGAUAAAAUAUCACCCAGGAGUAUUGAGGAGCUUCUGAAACAAUGUGAGGAUGAGGAGGAGCUCGAGAGAAAGACUCAGGCGGCAAAGUCAAGUGCUUCCAGACUCAAUAUCUCCAGGAACUCUAAUCAAAACGUCAUCGAAGCAGCGCAACGAGAGUACCUCGAAUCCAACAAGGAUAAAUUCGAUAAUUUGAUCAAGCAAAUAAAGAGCAGAAAGACACCGAAACCUCCUGUCAGGCGUUCACUCAUCAGUGAUAAUCAGAGUGUUAAUGAGAAUAACGAUAAUGAUGAAAAUAGUGCACAUAAUGAAAACAGUGAAAAUCAUGAAACUACUGAAAAUAAUGAACACAAUGAAGAUCAUGAAAAUAAUGAAAAUAUCGUGAAGAGUCCAGAUAAAUGGAGCAAAGAUAUAUUUGAGAAUGCCUUCCAAAACAAUGACUCGAAUGACUCCUGUCUCCUUCAGACCUACACCAGUGAGCACCCCAUGAAUUUCCUGGCUCUUGGCAUGAGUGACAACAGCUCGAGUCCAAAGAAAAUGGAUAAAAUAAUCGAUGAAUUACCUAGAGCAUCAGUGGAUAAUACAAUUAGUAAUGAAAUUACCAGGGGAGAAAGCCAAUCGGUUUAUGAUCAGACGACUGAUCCUGAGACCGAUGACGAUCAGGGGAACAAAGGGAGUUUGAAAAGAGCUAAAUUGAGUUUGGAGGAGGAAAGGAGGAUGAGUGAGGCGAGAAUUUUGGCAAUGACUAUUGCUCAUGACUUUUGCGAUGAUGAUAGCAGUGAUGCGGAGGCUAAUGGGUCGGGAAGGGGGGACAAGGAGAAUGACGAGGGGGAGAGUAUUGCUGCUCGCAGACCUGUCAGGAAACGUAAUCAUCCGUCGAGAUUUAGGGGUAACGAGGAGAGGGAACUGUCUAACAGGCUGACACCCAUUGAUGCACUCAGAGAGGAAAUUAAUGGGAAUAAAGAUACGUUGGCUAAAGGUGAUGCCACGUUGAAGAGACGACGCAGGCGUAAGUGUGGGAGUGACCUCGAGGACCAGGCAUUACCCCCUAGAAGACCUGUCCGAAAACGAGAGGCCAGUGGCUUGCAGCAGUGACUGAUGGAGGGCUUCAGGGCAUCAGGGCAGUACCAGUCUUUUAGCAUUUCUUGUGGGUGACUGUAACUUACUGGAUGAAAUAUUAGAUUUAUUAUAUUUUGACA